AUGCUGGAGGGUCAGUGGUCUGAGGCUUUGACCAACAACAACAUCCGAGCCAUCAUUUGCUGGCUGGAGACGCUAACCACAGAAGGUGACGCUCAUGUGGCAGAAACUCUACCCACCUUCAGCUGCUGGGUUCAGAGGACUGCAGAGUUUACUAAAAAGGAGGUGCUUACCUUGUGCUUCAGCCGCUGUCAGGGUCUGUGGAUGUAUCUGAACCGGAGCGCCUUCAGUAGAGUCAACAUGUUGCUCCAAAGAUUAAAAAACCUGCUCACCUUGGCCCAGUGGGCAAGAAAAAAGCUUUGUGCUGCCCAUUUUUGGCAUGGUGUGGGGGUUCCAUGCAUGAUUUGCAUGGACACACACAGCUCUUCAGCCAUCAGACAAGACUGCUGGAACAGGGAACACAAUACUCUGAAACAACACAUCUGGCUAGGACAGCUGAUUCAAUGGUGGGGCAUCACGGGGCUCCUGCCUAAGUUCCCUGAGGUGCAAGAAGUCAAGCGUAUUACUCAGAUGUGGAAGGAAAUGGAUCCUAAGCACAGAAAAGUGUGUCUUGAAACACCUAGGUGCAGGAAGGGAGAAACAGGACGAUUUGACUUUUUGAUAGAGGGCAUGGUGAUGCAGCUAAACAAUCAACACGGGUGCAUUUGGACUUCUGAGGACUGCACGGAUGAGUGCUAUCCUCCUCCUAAUUUGCAGGCUCUGCUGAAGCUUGUGCUGGUGCCUCAUAUUGACAACAUGUCCAUCCACGCUAUUUUCAUGUACUUUAUCCUGGAUGUGGCAAAUUUCCUCCAGUGCAAAGACAACCUUCUUCAGUCUUUCUGCCAUGCCUUCACAAUUCCUUCAAGCUUCUCUCAACAAGUCCGAGCCUUCUGGCUGUUUGACCAUGGACACAUCAAGGCAUCCAUGGAGUUAUUACUUAGCCCAAGAGCCACUGUUCCCCUGAACUCCUGGCAGCAUCACUGCAUCAUCAACUGUCUCCUGUCAAGAAAGCAGCCUCAGAUGGCUUUGAGGUACCUCCAGUGGACAAGACCUGCAAUAGAGACUGUCGAAGAUGCCAAACUAUGUGCAGACGUGCUUCUUCAAAGCAGCUGUGUUUCUGAUGCCUGGGCUCUGUUGAGGAGAAGCCACACAGAAAGUGAAAACAUGGUCACGUACUUUCUCCAGGCUUGUAGAAGGUUCAAUCUGUCAACAGAAGCUUUAAAUUACAUUCCUGAAGGAUAUUGUGAGGAAGAGGACUUCAGUGGGAUAUUGCCACUGAGGAUGAAGGACUGCUUGGAUGAAACGGCACCUCGUCCUUUGUCUGCCAGUCUCUAUCAUCAUCAGAGAGAAAGUUCAAUGUCCUCAGAGCAGCUGGUGAAACUGCUUGAAAAGGCUGUGAUGGAAAUGAGACAACCGCAUCCGAAAAUAAGAGAGGUUGUGUGGCCAAAGCCUACAGAGAAAAAAUCAAAGAGCAGAGAACUGUUUCUGUCCGUCCAGGCUCUGAGACAUCUUACACCCAGCCCGUCGCCAGCGGACAUGAUGGACAACACAGAGAAUAUGGCACCUACAGAGAACCCAGAGGAGCAGGAUCAAUCUGAGCUAAUGAAGCACAGUUCCUCCUCUGAGAGUCUGAGCUCUGUGUCUGCCUCAUCCUUCACCUCAGCUUCAUCACUGCCUCUGCUCAAACAUCCUUACGUAUAUGAGCGCACGGUGACUCUGCAGAGGAUCUCGUCUCUGCUAACAGAUGGAGAAAAUCAAAGCAGCGAGGAAGGAGAAGAAGAAGCUAAUGACGAAGUGGAUGAAGAGGAAGGAAGAGGGACUCUGUCCCCGUCUGAUUUCAUGUCAGAUUGCUCGAAGCUGAUUUGGACACCAGAUGGCGCCAAAGAGCCAGUUUCCCUUGACAGUUCAGGAAAUGAAAUAGUGGUGGGGCAGGAGUUUUCUGCAGAGGAGUCACCAGAGAAAGAAGAUCAGUCAGACUCCGUCUUCUCAGCCACACCUGACUGUUUUCUGGAAACAAAAAUCAACCUCGACCAACAUGAACAUCACCAGCAAGUGGAUUCCCUUGGGCCUCUCAGUCAGGACCACUCUUGUUCUCCAUCUAAAACGUCCCUGGAUCAGCACACUGAUCUUAACUGGAGCUUCGUUUCAGAGGAAAUUAUACCUGGUGGCUCUCCGGGGAUGUGUGAGCAGGAUAGCUCCAUCUCUCCCACACAUCUUAAGAUAACUGGUGGCUCUCUAACACUCUGCCCAGAGCGUAAUAUCAAAACCCCCACAGCGCUUUCUGCCAUGGCUGGUGAGAUCACCCUCAAAUCCAAAUUACAAACAAAUGAACUCAUUCCGCCGAACAUCCCACCUUGGCGUGAUCAUUGGAAAGCGGGGGGCUGGUGGAAUCAGAAGACUGAGACUCACAGAAUCUCCAGCAACCCGUUAUCUGCUAAAGAUCCAGGAGCAAUGAUUGGAAAAGACAAAGACACAUCUCCACCUCUACAGGGUCCCUCAUACACCUGCAGCCUGGUCAGCUUUAUGGAUUUAACGGCUUGGCAAAGAGAUGCCAAACAGGCGGAGAAAGAGGAGCUUGAGACUUUGAGUGGGAAGGCUCCACAACAAGGAGCAAUAAGAAGAGGAAGAACCCGAUCCAGCAAAGGAAAACGACUGAGGAGAACAUGAGGACAUAUCAAGAUGACGGACAGUUUAUUGAGAUGACCAAUCAUUCUUUUACAUUAAAAAUGUACUUUGCUUCUAGAUGUCAAAGCAUUCUUUAAGCAAUUUCUAACCUUUAAAAUUCAGCUUAUGAUACAAAUGUGAAUCUUCUAAUAUUAAUCUUUUAACCCCCCCCCCCCAGUCACCUUGUUUCUGAUAAUUCUCACAGUAGCACACCAAGAUCAUCCUUUCACACCCUUAUUACAAUGAAUAUACAUCAGAAAAAAUCCUACAGUCAACAUUAAAAGCGUGCAUGUUGUUCCCAUGUAAACACAAAUGCAUUGCAUGUUAAAAUGCACGGGUGUUGUCCUUGAAAAUGAUUCUGCACUUUACAUUCUUCGCUGGCUUCCCUCCAUUUGAAAAAAGAUGUUUGCUUUGCUGCCAUAGCAUCUCAUGAAAAAUGGAUGACCUCCCAAUGCUUUUUUCUGCCCAUCCCUUAACAUGUUUGCCCAGAACGCAGGGAAUGCAUUUGGGUUAGCAUCGCCCUCCCUCCCUCCCUCUCUGCCUCCCUUUUCUUUCUCUGUG
Molecule: messenger RNA, 3201 nt
Organism: Menidia menidia (Atlantic silverside)
Lineage: Eukaryota; Metazoa; Chordata; Actinopteri; Atheriniformes; Atherinopsidae
Source: the annotation of a GenBank genome assembly